This is a messenger RNA of Brachypodium distachyon (stiff brome), 1566 nucleotides long. Its product is annotated as protein SUPPRESSOR OF FRI 4. The record is from RefSeq and is a predicted model, not a curated record. Gene Ontology annotation, cellular component: nucleus. NCBI's taxonomy places the organism in Eukaryota, Viridiplantae, Streptophyta, Magnoliopsida, Poales, Poaceae. Gene Ontology annotation, molecular function: DNA binding. The transcript is spliced from 7 exons. Bases 143 to 1177 code for a protein of 344 amino acids.
GCACCGACCCAAAUCGCACCGAGAACUCGCGUGCUCUCGCUCCGCCUCCUUCCUCCGCGGCGGUCGCCGAAACCCUAGCUCGUCUCGCCCUCGGCCCCGGUCCCGGCGGAAGAGGGAGCGGGUGGGCGUGGGAGUGGGAGGGAUGGGGAAGAAGAAGAAGCGCGUGGAGAAGGUGUUCUGCUACUACUGCGACCGCGAGUUCGACGACGAGAAGAUCCUCGUGCAGCACCAGAAGGCCAAGCACUUCAAGUGCCACGUCUGCCACAAGAAGCUCUCCACCGCCGGCGGCAUGGCCAUCCACGUCCUCCAGGUCCACAAGGAGUCCGUCACCAAGGUUCCAAAUGCAAAGCCCGAGAGGGACUCGACAGAGAUUGAGAUAUUCGGCAUGCAAGGGAUUCCUGCAGAUGUACUUGCCGCUCACUACGGAGAAGAGGAGGACCCUUCAUUGAAGGUGGCUAAAGUGGAAGUGCCAUCAAUAAGACCUCCGAUUAUGCCUAAUCAUCCAUUAGGCAUGGUUUUUCCUCCACGGCCGGUUUAUGGUGUGCCCCGACCUAUGUAUAAUCCUGCUAUGAUGGCCCGACCUCCGCUGUGGCCUCCUCAACCGCCACAAGCUUGGUUUGCGCAACAACCAGCAGUUUCGGUUCCUCCAAUGGUUGCUGGAAUGGCACCACAGCAACCAUUAUUUCCCAUUCAGAAUAUGCCCAAUCCAAUGGCAUCAGCACCUGCUAAUUUACUUCAGACAUCAUUCGCUAUGGCCCCUCCUGGAGUUCCUUCGCCUGUUGCCCCUCAGGUUUCCCAACCUUUGUUUCCUGUGAGCACCAUUGGCAAUGGAGCAUCAAGUGCCCCAUUUGCAGCAUCUGUUGUGCCUGGAACUAUCCCAGCAAGCUCCCCAGCAUCAGGUACUACUGCAGGAUUUGGAUAUGUAUCCAAUAACCAAGGUACAGGAGGUUCGGCAGUCGGGAAUACACCCGCAAGUAAUAUUGCAACUUCUGCUACUCAAGCAGCUACAAGUGAGGUCUAUCUAGUUUGGGAUGAUGAAGCAAUGUCAAUGGAGGAACGAAGGUUAUCACUGCCCAUGUACCAGGUGCACGAUGAAACUAGCCAGAUGAGCUCAGUUGAUGCAGAGUUUGAUCGAAGAGUAUCAGAAAGUUGGCUUGCUGGGCACAUGGCCCUGUAAACAAGCUGGCUGCCAUGUUUAGUAAACGCUCAACGUGAUUAUCUGCGCGCAGUUGGUGAUCCUGGAUCCCUUGUUAUCAAUUUGUUUAGUUAGUGACUGGAGCUAUGGCAGCUUAAAGAAUGUUUUGAUUUGACUUGAAGUGCUUUCAAUUCAUUUGCCCGGCUUCCACACCAAGAGCGAAAAAUUGUUAGCCUAGAAAUCAUUUGUUCCAUUGUGACCUGAUGAGAUAUGGGUACAACUGUGUAAACCUGAUGAUGCAUUAGGGCAUUACUGGUAGUUUUUCACCGACUGUAGCAUGAUGUGUUACAUUUGUAUUCAUUGGUAGCAAAGCAAAUGAGGAAUAUGUGACCAGUUUAAUGAUUUGUUCAUGAGAAUUGCUGGCCUUUUAA